CGAAUGGUUAACUUACUGUUUAUACUGCCAUCUAGGGUAAUGGAUCGUAAGAUGCAAUCUCAAAUUACACAUCUUUCUCAUUUCUCACAUUUUUUUCUUGUGUAGCUAAAUCUGUGAAACAGCUGAAACUACUAUUUAAAACUAUUUAACAGAAAACUAGGCUAUCUUCCCUUUCAGUUCCACGGCUCAAGAGCGAGGCGGUUACCGUGGCAACGACGCCGUCAACAAACGUUGACAGCGGUGUUGUGUUGAAGCGGUGCUUGCUCGUCGAAAAGACACCUUUUAGUUGGCUCCAGGCGAAAUAUGGAGAAGUAUGAACAGGUUUUAUGUCUUGGCAGAGGAGGGGCAGCAGACGUGUUUCUGAUGAGACACGUGGAGAGCAAGAGCCUACACGCAGUGAAGAGAAUAAAGGUGGAGGAUUCAAGGACAGCAAAGACACAGAGGGCGAUUCUCCAAGAAGCUGACAUCAUCAGGAAGUUGCAGCACCCUCACAUUGUAAAGUGCAGCGACGCCUUUGUGAAUUCUUAUGAUGGAUUUAUUUACAUUGUGAUGAACUACUGCGAUGGCGGGACAAUAGAUGACAAAGUUAAAGAGAGGAAACCAAAAGAGUUUUUCACAGAGGAUACAGUGAUGAGGUGGUUUGUACAGGUCGUUUUAGCUGUAAAUUAUAUACACGCAACUAAAAUACUACACAGGGACAUCAAAACCUCAAAUGUACUGCUAACAAAAGAAGACGUGGUGAAGUUAGGGGACUUUGGGAUAUCCAGAGUGAUGACCUACACAGCAGAUAUGGCUUCCACAUGUGUUGGGACACCCAGCUACCUCAGUCCUGAGCUUUGCCAGGAUGUCCCAUACAGCUCCAAGUCUGAUAUCUGGGCUCUUGGCUGUCUGCUGUAUGAGAUCUGUGCUCUCCGACCUCCGUUUGCAGCCACAAACCUCCUGAGUCUGUUCUUCAAGAUCACCAAAGGAGAGUACGAUCCUGUGGAUAAUGUCUACUCUGACAACAUCUCUUCUUUAAUUCACACAAUGCUCCACCUCAACCCCGAAAACAGGCCGAGUGCUGCCUGCAUACUCAGCGGUGCCUAUGUGCAAGAUCGCCUGAAGUCUCUCAAAUACACAGAGACCGGCUGUGUUGCUGUGACUGAAUCUAACGGGGAGAGCUGUGACGCUAGUAUUAAAGGAAAAGUCGCAGACAUAGGUGCCACACCACAGUCAGAUGUUCUUAGUCAGCCCCACACAUGGGAUGAAAUACAACACACUAUGGAGGCCAGCACCAGUGAGGAAGAUUGUGAUGCUGUGUGUGUUGGAGGACAGAUUCACUGCGACUAUCCCGAAGACUUUGAUGAAGAUGAAAGUUUGUCCUCUCUUGAGGAUCAUAGUGAACACUCCAUGAUGAGGAGCGAAUCUGCUGAGCCUAUUGUGUCUCCAGAGGCUCUUGAUGUCCCAGGACAACCUGAAUAUCCAGAUGACUUUGAGGAAGAUGAUGUGGAAGAAGAUUAUGAGGGCGAGCAGUAUGACGAUGUACCAGAGGAGGAGUUUCAGCUCCAUGACGCUGGAGGUUUGACUGUCACCCUAAAAGCACUGAAAGAGAAGGGCUAAAAACACUUACACUGCACUGAAAUAAAGGGAUCUUAGACAGCUGGAACAGGGAAGUGUGAGUAACUGUCUCGUUUAAGUUUUCAUGGAAUUGGUAAUACCACCAUCCAACCACUAGGGGGCCAUGGCUGUCAUACAGCACAUUUAGUGCUAGGUGAUGCUCAAAAUACUUGCUGGGGCCAAAGGAAAUAAAUCAAGUCAGUGUGUGCUGUCAGUACGGCUGUUCAGUGGUAACAAUAUUACUGAAUGAGGUUUCUAAGUAGCAUCAUAAGGAUGGAUGGUAAUGAUGAGCACAGCAUAAGUGACUGGAUCAUUUUUUAAAACAGAAAUUAUUUUUAAUACAUUUUACAUUCAACACAAGGACACAGUAUCUAUAUUGAUAUUUAAUGCUCAAGGUAAAGAUAUCAGUGUUUCAUUUGGAUGCUCAACCUUGUUCAUAUCUAUUACAUGUAUACUAAUAUGUACACUACUGUAUGUAUUGUCUUCUCUGAACCUUGUCUUUCUUGCUAGUAUUUUAUUACUGAAAUGAAACAGGGUUUAUCUUUUAUCUUUAUCACGAUAAAAGCAUAAUUAUGCAUGCAAAUGCGCCUUCAAAGGAAGUAUGUGGUUUAUGGAGCUUGCCACAAAGAUGUUGUGAUAACUAAUAAUGCAGCUAUAAAUAAGAUAAAAUCAAGAAUGAGAAAUGCAUUUAGAAUCGAAAAAAAAAAAACCUGAACCUUAAACUACAAGUACUCCGACCUUUAAUUACAAAGUUCUGUCUAAAAUGAACAAAAUAAAUCCAAAUGAUUAAAAAAAAAACUUUUAUUUGUCCUUACAUGCUGCAUUUGUGUGUCUAUUUUAUUUUUAAUGUAGUCAAAAAACUACCUUAUCUGAGCUGUUAGUUCAACUACACGCUUGAAAAGACGUUCAUGUAUAUAUUAAAGGAUUACACAUCAGCUUUAAACAACUGGCGAGGGGAGCAAGGGACAGAAAACACUUGGCAUGAGUAAUCUUUAUUUUGUGUAUAUUUUACUUGUAUUUUACAG
This is a messenger RNA of Scatophagus argus, 2621 nucleotides long. RefSeq names its product NIMA-related kinase 12 (gene nek12). NCBI's taxonomy places the organism in Eukaryota, Metazoa, Chordata, Actinopteri, Scatophagidae. Gene Ontology annotation, biological process: protein phosphorylation. The transcript has 2 exons. Bases 304 to 1599 code for a protein of 431 amino acids. The record is from RefSeq and is a predicted model, not a curated record. Gene Ontology annotation, molecular function: protein kinase activity; ATP binding.